Molecule: messenger RNA, 12032 nt
Organism: Paramuricea clavata
Lineage: Eukaryota; Metazoa; Cnidaria; Anthozoa; Malacalcyonacea; Plexauridae
Source: the annotation of a GenBank genome assembly
AUUUUUUCUUUAGGAGAAAGAAUAGAUAACGGUCAAAUAUUAGUCAAUAAAUCAAUGCCAAUUGUGUCAAGCUCUUUGCAAACAGGUAAAAUUGUGUCUUUUGUGUCUGCAGAGGAAUUUUAUAGUUUAAGGCCUCAUUUACAUGAGAUCGGGACGAAGUCAAACCGGAAUGAAAAUUGAACUUGUCAACAUGUUUACAUGAAAUUUUCAAUUUAUUCCCCAUGCCAGGCUAUUUUCUUUUUAGUAGAUGGCUUUUGUUAGCAUGUGUUGUUCCAAUGUCAAGGUUAUAGCCGAGACCGGUCUGAAAUGUAUUUGUGUUUACAUUCAUCCCUGUCUGAAUUCAUGCCGGUCUGAAGUCAGUCGGCUCGGUCCAGCAGGCGGAAUGACUUGAGAUCGGUCUGAGUUAUUUUCGUCCCGGUCUCAUGUAAAAAUCUGUUAAAAAUAAUACUAUAUGACCGAAACGAAAUGGUCCCGGUUUGACUUCGUUCCGAGCUCAUGUAAACGGGGUUUAAACGAGCUCAUGUAAACGGACAAGAAAAUUUUUCUUUGUGUUAAAGUCAUUAGUUCCAACCCAGAGCUCGCAAGACAAAGAAAAACUUUCUUGUCCGUUCCAAUCCAGGAAUAAUUUUCCUGAGUGGAAACACCGAAACAAGCUUUAAAACGCUGGCUGUUUACCCUGAACGCGCGCGUUGGAGCAAGGGAAGAUUGCAUCCCUUGAUUUUCCAUUAUAGUCUCCAUAAUCUGUACCAUUAUUUUACAUAAGUUGUUGUAAGAAUUUCAUCCAAGCAAUUUACACGAAAUGCCGUUAAAUUAUCUUAUGACCAAAGUGAAGCCAUAUGAUUGGGGUUUUUUUCAGGAUCAAUGUCUGCCCGCGCGGAUUAUCAAGAUGUCCCAGUCAGGUAAGUCUCGUGAAUAGAAUCAGAUACGAAUAGAGCGCUAGUGCUAUUAUCUCUUGCUAAGGUGGUUCCCUAUAGUUUUAAAGAAACAGCAGCGAAAAAUAAGGUCUUCAAACAUGACGCAAAAUAUUUGCUGUUUAUGUGAAAUGGGGAUUUUUUGCAAGUAGAUUUUUUCGUGGCCUAAGCGACAGCAGACAACGAUUAAAUUUUGGACUAAAAUGAAUUUAUUAAAAUUUCCUUCGGUCAAAGUUUCUGAAAUUUUGUAGGUGUACAGGGAGUAUCUACCUAAAUAAAAACUCAGCAUUGUUUACUAGUUUUCUACUUGCCUAGCGUGUACAUCACUUGAAAAAUUUCAUCCAACAUAUCUCACUUUAAUAAUUUACUCAACAUAUAAUUAUCUUAUAUGUAGUAAGAAUUAUUUUUAUCAUGUAUUCUACCCAUUUUUGUAGCUACAAAGGACCAGUAAGCUGUUUUGCUGAGAAAGUGUUAGUAACGGCUAAUGACGAUGGGGUGAGUAUUGAUGUUCUCUUCUUUUCUGAAUAUUAUGGAAUGAGAGUAAUGUAAGGUCGUUGUUUAAAAAUCGAAUCUGUGGGCACUGAAGGGGCUUAGGUAAGUGUGUGCGCAGUAUUAAAGAGAUGUCCGUAUUAGAGAGAUGUCCGCAUUAGAGAGAUGUGAGUAUUAGAGAAGUGUCCGUAUUAGAAAGAUGUCAGUAUUAUAAAGAGGCGUCCGUAUUGGAGAUAUGUUAUUUGUUCUGGAGAAUCUCCGUAUUAGAGAGGUGUCCGUAUUAGAGAGGUGUCUGUAUUAGAGAGGUGUCUGUAUUAGAGAGGUGUCCGUAUUAGAGAGGUGUAUGUAUUAGAGAGGUGUCCGUAUUAGAGAGGUGUCUGUAUUAGAGAGGUGUCUGUAUUAGAGAGGUGUCUGUAUUAGAGAGGUGUCCGUAUUAGAGAAGUGGCUGUAUUAGAGAGGUGUCCGUAUUAGAGAGGUGUCUGUAUUAGAGAGGUGUCCGUAUUAGAGAGGUGUCUGUAUUAGAGAGGUGUCUGUAUUAGAGAAGUGGCUGUAUUAGAGAGGUAUCCGUAUUAGAGAGGUGUAUUAGAGAGGUGUCCGUAUUAGAGAGGUGUCCGUAUUAGAGAGGUGUCCGUAUUAGAGAGGUGUCCGUAUUAGAAAGGUGUCCGUAUUAGAGAGGUGUCUGUAUUAGAGAGGUGUCUGUAUUAGAGAGGUGUCUGUAUUAGAGAGGUGUCUGUAUUAGAGAGGUGUCUGUAUUAGAGAGGUGUCUGCAUUAGAGAGGUGUCUGUAUUAGAGAGGUGUCCGUAUUAGAGAGGUGUCUGUAUUAGAGAGGUGUCUGUAUUAGAGAGGUGUCUGCAUUAGAGAGGUGCCCGUAUUAGACAAGUGUCUAUAUUAGAGAGUUGUCCGUAUUAGAGAGGUGCAUAUGUUAGAGAAAUGUCAAUAUGGUGAGGUUGAGGUUGUAAUAUAUGUUUUCAACGUUUCAGGAUCCUCUUAUCAAAAUUCUUUUGCGUCAAACGCGGCGUCCUGAGAUUGGAGAUAAGUUCAGCAGUAGACACGGCCAGAAAGGGUGUGUAAAACAUUUUACUUUCGUUAUCAUUUGCAUCGUGUCUACUUUCUCGUAGCCCGCGUCCAGGCCCAAGGGAACUGAUAGUGGGCCUGCAAGCAAGGCCCGGUAUUUUGUAAAAUGCCCCUUUUCAUAACACGCCCCAUUCGCGCGUCAAUUGUCAAAAAAGAACCAAUGACAGCACCCAAAUAUUAACAAACAAACUCGCAUUAAAUGUUGCGGGGUUUUCUCUGCUUAUUCAGAACAUAAACAAUGUGUAAAUGGCAGCGUUUUAACUCCAAAAAAGCAAGCAACGCAGUCAGUAAUUGCCAAAUUUGCAAGUGCUCAUUUUCAACUAAAAUCGGAACAGGCAAAUUAGGACGAAUUUCAACAGAAAACCAGUCUCAAACUUCAAAUCGUGAGGGAAGUCGUGCGACCACAUUAGCAUUUAUAUUAUGUGUGCUUCGCUGUCGCCAUUGGCAUUGUUAUAAAUAAAUUGUCUCACUUAUCAGAUCGUGUGUGCAAUUCUUGUUGGCGGCGGAAAGUACGAAAUUUAUUUCAGUUAUUUCAUUUGGUAAAGAACUCUACAAAAGAAGAGAGCGUUCAGAGUCCAGAUCGUUUUGUUUCAAACGGCAAUUUAAUACCGUCUUCUGUUUCGCUCUCUCAGCGAAGCCUUGUAAAUCGCAAAGUGUUUCGAAUAGGCUUACAUGCAACUGCAUCUCAACAUCAACCAAAAGAUAAUUUUCUUGAGGAACAUAUAACGUAUCAAGUCUGUUUGAAAUUAAUGAAACUCAAGUAAAGGUUACUAUAGUUUACCCCAGUCGUAAUGUUGCUAUUCCAACACCUCACGACAAGCAAUCCCCAUUGGCAUAACGGCAAAAACAUCUCUUCCUUCAAGUAAACAAUAAACAGUCUGUUCUUGUUCCAUUUCGAAUAUUUUUGAGCUUAUCGAGAACCUUUGUGAUGAAUCACUGACCUAAUUAUAGAAUCCAACAACGAACAGCCAAUCAGAAUGCUGCGUUCGUGGGCGAACGCGGAAAGUACAAAAUACCAGGCCUUGCUUGCAGGCCCACUAUCAGUUCCCUUUGGCCUGCACGCGGGCUAACUUUCUCGCAAAAGUAUUUAUUUACAUAUUUCUACGCCAAUAAUUUUUGAAAUAUCUAAAAACUUUCAGCGUGGUUGGCCUGAUUGUGAAUCAAGAAGACAUGCCAUUUAAUGAAGUGGUAAGAUCGUGCUCUUUAAACCAAAUAAGAUUUUACAACUUGCAUUUGCAAACUAGAUGUGUAAUUUUCAACUUCCGCCCAUUGAGUAUAAAAUUAUGGAAAACAAAUAUUGAAGCAUUAUUAAUUUUAUAGUAUUUUGUGAUUCGGUCCCCGAGACAUUCGUGCUAUAUAUAUAAAUAAUCCGAAUGAAAUUUAAAUGCAAGUGUAAAAUCAACUUCUUGUUUAUACAUAUAAAAAUGGCGCUUCCUAAAAGGGCAUAAUUUAGUAUAUGCAAUAAUCUUUCGUGCUAUAUAUUAGUACCUCGAUAUACUCCGCAGACAAAGGCGACUAUAUAAAUUGCAUGUAUUCCCUUGAGCAUUCUCCGUAUACGCCCUAUAUAUAGUUGUUGAAACUGCUACGUUUUUUACAUACUUUUGCCCUUUCAUUAUUUAAUGAAAUUUUUUAAUCCAAAGUUUAAUCUCGUUUAUUUUAAUUCUAGGGUAUUUGUCCUGAUAUAGUAAGUACUUAAAUGAAUGAAAUUUUUAAUAAAUAAUACUUGAAAAAGUAAGAGGUUUGCCGAAAAGUAGAAAAACUCACCAUGACUUUGGCCAGAUUUAUACUAUACAGAUUUUGCUAUCCCGUCUGGACGAUCUUGGGCAUAGAAAAGAUAGUUCUCGUCUAUUUAUUCCCUGUGUAUAAUUAUAAACAAGCACGCAAAUUUUUCCUGAGUGCGAACAGUGGUUCGACACUUUACCUUGCGAUGGUAACUUCUAGUUUAUGAAUUAUCAGAUCAUGAAUCCACAUGGCUUCCCGUCUCGUAUGACGGUUGGUAAAUUAAUCGAACUGCUUGCUGGGAAGGCUGGCGUCAUGGACGGAAAACGGCGGUAUGGCACAGGUACACAUAUAGAAACAUCCAAAUCUAUAACACGGCUGGCAGAUAUAUGGUUAGUUUGGUAAAUAUCAAGAUUUUUGUGGCAUCUCACUCGAAUGAAUAAUAUUUGAUAUGUAUAUUGUAGAUGGAAAUUGUCGCGUGGAUUGGAAAUUUAUAUACAUUUAUUAAACCUAACCAGGAACAGAUGCGAAAAAAUGCAACUUUAGGUCCCUGGCAGGAAUCGAACCUGUGAUUCCGGUGCAGUGCUCUAACCAACUGAGCUACAGAGGCCAGUUGUCGAGCUCUAGCCACAAGUUUAUGUAUAUAUACUAGGGUACUGCCAUGUAUAGGUUAUGGGUAAAUAUCAAGAUUUUUGUGCCAUCUCACUCGAAUGAAUAAUAGUUUGCAUGAAGGGUAUUAUAGAUGGAAAUUGUCGAGUGGAAAUACUAUACAUGGCAGUACUCUAUUAUAUACAUAUGAACGUGUGGUAAGAGCUCGACAACUGGCCUCUGUAGCUCAGUUGGUUAGAGCACUGCACCGGAAUCGCAGGGCCGCAGGUUCAGUUCCUGCCAGGGACCUAAAGUUGCAUUUUUUCGCUUCUGUUCCUGGUUAGGUUUAAUAAAUGUAUAUAAAUUUCCACUCGACAAUUUCAAUCUGCGAUAUACCCAUCAAAUAUGGUUAGUUUACCCAGCAUUCCGUUAAUCAAUCAUAUAACAAGUCCAUAUAACAAGGCGUAAAAAAAUACCUGUGGUUCCGGUUCCCGACCAACCCUAUUUUUUUCUGCCGACCCUAUUAUUUUUUCAACGCGAUUGACCGUGCGACCCUAUUUUCUCCAGGUGGUUGCAGGCUGCUCGUACAGCGUGCCAAAAUGGCGUCUGUCGUCACACUAAUUAUUGAACCAAACUGCCUAAAUUCGUCCAUAGGAAAUACGCAUCUCAAGUUAAUAUUGAUGUCGGGACUCUACUGCAAAUCGCCCAGCAUUUAUUUCCGACCUACCAACCCUAAUUUUUUCACGAUAUGAAACCGGAACCACAGGGGUUUUUUUACGCCCAAAUGCCAUCAAGCUUGUUACAAUAACUGUGAAGAAGCAGUGCGAACACAAUUUGUCGACAGAUUGCGCAUGAACAGAUUUGUAACAACUUGUUUGCAGACCUGUAACAACUUGUGCAUUCCAGGUGAUCUUGAUACGCGGAAAAGUACUGGCACUAGUUGUCAAAUAGAAAUCCAUUUUAUGAUUGAAACAACUGAAUAUCUCCUGUAAUAUACUUUAUUUCGAUUCCAUAUUUUUGUCAGAGCUAUAGUUCUCAUAACCAAACAUAAUUACAAAAUUUCAACUAGUUUCAUAAAGAAUAACGAAAGAUAUAAUUGACUGAAUACAUCAACAAUAUAAUUGACUGAAUACAUCGGACAACCCUUUCUGAGCGCUGAUUGGCUAAAAUACGAACACAAGAUCACCUGGUUGUUAUACGUGUGUGGAUCACGUUUGAGCUGGGUUCUUCGUAAUUCAGCUGUCAGCUGCAAAAAGAGAUCAUUAAUUAGAACUCCUCCAUUACCUUUCCCUUACAUUUUAGCUUUUGCUGGUGAUAAAGUGCAUGACGUUGGUCAAGUUUUGGUUGAUAAUGGCUUCAAUUACGAUGGAAAAGAUUACUUUACGUCAGGAAUAACGGGGUAUUCAUUUAUAUAUUGCUAUACAUGUAUAUAGAUUUUCUAAAAUUUUAUAAUUCUCAAAUAUUCGGCCGUAAAGUAAAACUUAGGGGUGCCAACAUAUAUAGUCUUAUUCACCAACGUAUGUUUAGGUUAUGUAAGAAAAUACUAGUGGUUGACCCAUUUUGCACGGAAUUUACCGAUUAUUCAUGUCACAAUCUACCCGACGCCAAUUUUAUAAUGACGUCAUACCAUCAGUAGACCGAGUAAAGGUGUCGAUUUGUUGACGAUAAUUUCCAACGUAACAUGUUACUGCAACCAAAGAUCGUUAAAAUCGUUAAUAAAUGGCACGUUUCACGCAUUAAUUUAACAUGUUGCAUUGGAACGCAACCUGCAAUGCAUAUAAUAAACAUAGGUACAGUAAUUCUACCGAUUCCUAUUGUCUACCGCUGAGGCAAAAAUCGGCCCGAUGCCGAUUAUCGGUCAAUCGAUAGAAAAUAAAAAAAUUAUCAGACUUAAAGAUACUCGGCUUCGCUUCGUAUCUGUAUAUCUGAUAAAACACUGCUGCUCAUAUUUUAAAUAGUACAUAAUCUUCUAUAUAAUAUGCUUUAGUGAACCUCUGGAGGCGUACAUAUAUUCUGGUCCUGUUUACUAUCAGAAGUUAAAACACAUGGUCAUGGAUAAAAUGCAUGCUAGAGCCAAGGUAAUUAAGAUAUUAUAGUACUCAUUUUCGCUCGGUCUUAUAGCUAUACAUACGACACUUAUAGCUAUACAUACGACACUUUUACCACACGGACUGCAUUUUCUAAAUUUUCCUACAAACGCCUGCGCUAUACGCAGGAUAGAACAGUGCCGAAAAAUCACGCUUAGUUAUGGGGCUGUUCAUGCAUGGUCAAGCUGGCCCGCGGAGUUGCAAAAAGCUGCAGGUAUGUGGGUACCACCCGUGAGGAAAGUUUACCGUAUGUUAAGCGAGUUAAGUCAGUGAGGCAGGUUCAAUAAAUCUACUCAAAACUGACACCAUAAAACAAAGAAAUGACAUAUACUUGACUAGGCAGGUUAAGGUUACAGGACACCCUUUUUGGCGUUUUGUGCAAAAUCGCUACUGCGCGCUCAAUAUCAGUCCGAUUUUCAUCAAAUUUUCACCAAAUGUUCUCCAGUGCAUGCAAAAUAUGGUAAAGUUGUAAAAUUAACAAGCAAUAAAAUAAUGUAAGAAUUAUUCAGGAAAAUCUUAAAUCGCGGUACCUUUACGCUUUUGAGUUGUGCUCCUGCUGGUUUUAAGUUAUAUUUAUGAAAAUAUCAUUUUUAUACAGUACAAUAGUUGUUCUAAAAAAUUGUGUUCGGAAAUUUUUGUUUAUUUCGUCAUUCCGCUGAUAUGGCGAUUUCUUUGACGACUGCAAUAUAUUUCUGAAUUGUUUGAGUGAAUUGCUCUUUAUUUUUAAAAUAUCCAAAAUUAAAAAAAAGCCGAACACGAUUUUGAAACUGACGUAUUUAGCUAUGUCCUGUGAAAAUUUGAGAAAAAUUGGUUAAAACCCGCCGGAGCAUAACUCGUUUGAAAAUCAGUAAUUACCGUAAAAUUUUUCGUGAGAAAAUUGAAUUUGAAUAUUACAUUUUCAAUGUUUUUCUUAUUGCAGCGAAAUGUAUUUUAUUAAAUAACUCUGCGAGUUUUCAACAUUUUUCGUUCAAACUUGGUCAGAUAGUAGAACUAGUCUAAUGCUUUCAUUGAAACCAAUAAAAAAAAAUUAGGCAAAAUUAACACUCAAAGGUGUUCUGUAACCUUAAGGUUGGUAUGAUGCUGAUGUUGUGCCGGUCGUAAUGUAUACAGUGCAACAUUUCUUAAAGCUGCAUGGCCGCUGACAAUACCGGGCUAACCCCGGCUCGUAUGAACAGACUCUCAGAUGAUGAUUUUUCCUUAUCAAAGUGAGAUAAAAUACCUCUAUAUAUAGUCGUAACUAAAAUGUGGCCAAGAUUUUUGUGGCUAAAACGUCCUAUAGAGGCAUUCAUUAGUGUUUUUACUUUUUCAUUUUAGGGUCCUCGAGCCGUAUUAACCCGACAGCCGACAGAAGGUCGCUCAAGGUAAAUGUAGAUGGAUUUUGUAGGUGUGAAUGUCGAGUGUGAAUUUUAUACAUUUAUUUAGCCCUGGGCAAACUAGGAAACAUUGUUGCUGUAACAUUGUUUCCUGCCAAUGUUUCGCCAUGUUUCCCAGAGUGUGCAAACACUAGGAACUCUAACAUUAGUGAGAAACAUUAUGUAGGGAAACAUCAAAUGUUUCUGAAUUUGGUAGGAAACAUUUUUGCUUCCCGGGAAGCAAAUUUUGUUUCCGCAAUAAUGUUUCCACGGGUGGGCAAACAUGGAAACAUUUGAGGAAACAUCGAGAAUCUUGUGAAUGUUACCGCAACAAUGUUUUCUAGUUUGCCCAGGGCUUUAGACUCUAACCAGGAGCAGUUACGAAAAAUUCAGCCAUGCAUAAGCCCAGCACACACUAGUAUGAGCUGUAUGAAUUCAACCCCGCCCUUGCUAAACGCCAUAACAAAGAAAAGUUUGAAAGAUCUUAUUGCACUUGACUUGGUUCAACUUGAAUGCUAGAUUUGGUGGAUAGUAGUGAGCAUAUAUAGAGAGUAUAUUAUAGACGGUUGCGCGAGGACGUAUGGAUUUUAUGUUCGAUCGAGUGGCAAAACCAAUAUCUCGCGAGUGAGCGCAGCGAUCGAGUGAUGUAGUGACAUAUAAGUUCUAUGCGAGUGUUUUAGUUUCCAGUAAAACACCAUUGUCCAUAUAAUAGAUACUUUUAUUAUAUGGCAAGCAUGUGUUUUGAUGAAUCGCGCAAUUUGAUUGGCUGCUGACGAGGCAGGAUUUUCCCGUAUUGCCCACUGGCAAUACGCAAUUUUUAUUGCCCUGCGACGAGAACCGAGUUUCAAACGGCGAAACGUGUCUAAAAGUCUUUCAAACCAUAAUUCAAAACGAAGAAAAAUAAACCUAAAUUGAUUAUUUGUCGCGUUGUGUAGGGAAGGCGGAUUGCGAUUGGGCGAAAUGGAAAGAGAUUGUUUGAUCGGUUAUGGAACAAGGUAACGUUUGCUCUCUUUUACUUCCCAAAAAAGCCAGUAACAAUUCUCAGAUAAAAAACUCCGGCUAAGUAUACCCUUUGCUUUCCUUUACGCAAAUCCAACGCGUUACAUUUUAUAUUAUAAUGAAGCAUUUGACCAGUACUAGAGAGACGUGUGUACGAGAGAGAUGUCCGUUUUCGAGAUGUGUUCGCAUUCGAGAGGUGUAUGUAUUAGAGAGGAGUCCAUUAAGAGGGAUUUAGACUAUGUUGUAAUUCAGUAUGUUUGAAUUUGAAAAAAAGUAUUGCCUUCUAUAUCGACUAUAUUGAAUUCGCAGAAGGCUAUAGUUAUUCGGAAUCUAUUUCUUAGUAUAAACAGAUGAUUAAACACGAUUCAAAUCUUACCGCAUUGAAGGAAUAUUUCAAUCUGAAUUCUAAUUUCGCAAUCAUUAAAUCAGCGGAGCAAAAAAACACCUAUCCGAUACGGAAUGUACAACUUUCGGAAGCUGACCGAAACAACAUCUCUCCCUUGCAUGCAAAUAGCUGCCUGAAAAUAGCUUUCCUAAAAGGUACGGGUAUAGGUGUUCUUUCAUGUCGCUACGAAAAGCUAUCCGCGUAUAAGUGUAAACGUAGCAUAUAUAACCCUUCAUCGUCCAUUGCUUGUAUGAUGAACCCCUGACUUGGGUGAAUUGGGCAACCACACCCUUUGUGGUGGAUAUUAAAUAUAUAACUAGAAGUUACUAUCGCAAGGAAAGUGCUGCCUCAUCCCGCUUUCCAUUGUAUAAGCAUGUAAAGCCCCCUAAGACACCUGUUCAAGAGGUAGGAAAAGUGCAAUUUGAAUACAAAAACACCUUGCACAAUGUCGAAUCGAAGGUCAGCUAAAUAUUCUAAUUCUACUUUCUUGGCAUGGACAGUUUUACACCUUCAAUGCUUAUAAUUUCUUACUUCUGUAUGUGUAAUUAUAAGUGGCAAAGACUGUUAAUGAGCGAAACUAGCCCCUUUUAAUUCGGGGGGUGUCUGCCAGAGUUGCCCUGCCAAAACCGAUGAUGCCCUGCAGCAAAUUUUUAUUUCUGGUCACUAUUUUCCCCAAGAUGUGGACAUUAAAAAAAGGGUCAAAAAUAUUUUCCAGACAUAAAACAGUUAAAUUAAGGGUCAAAAAAUUUUUCCGUACAAAUUCCUGUUAAAACAUGGGUGAAACCCAAUAUCUGUAAAAUUUAGGUCUGUAAAUUCUAUUCAAUUCCCUCUGAAAGCCCUGUAAGUUACUUCAUAACUCUACAUUCUAUCAUUUAAAAUCUUUGAUUGCCCUGCCAAUCCAGAUGAUUUGCCUUGCCAAUCCACAUGAUUUGUAUUUUUUAGGGGGGGUGUCACCCCCCUCCAUACCCCCCUCAAGUUUCGCCCCUGUAUAUAACUAUUCUAAAUAACUAUUCUUUCUCUAGUAUGUUGCUAGUUGAACGUCUGAUGAUUUCCAGUGAUCAGUUCGAAGUCGACGUGUGUUCAAAGUGUGGUUUGAUCGGUUAUUCUGGUUGGUGUCAUUUCUGUCAAUCCUCGCACGACAUAUCCUCAAUAAAGAUUCCCUACGCAACAAAGUUGUUAUUCCAAGAGUUGAUCGGUAUGAACAUUAUACCUCGAUUAACUUUGAAACCCAGUGUUGAGUAAAUUGUAUGUAAUUUAAUCGAAGUUAUUUAAAGUCUGUUGAACUGUUCGAUGUAAUAUCAGAUGUAUUUUUGUUCUGGUUUUGAAGUACCACUAACCCCAAGUAUGGGUUUUGGCUGAUGUAAUGUUUUGGUAUUUCUGAAUUUCCUUUCUUUGUGGAAAGCAACCUAAGACGACAUGGCGUGUUUAAAUAAAGUUUUUACUACUACAUUACUAUACUACUAUUAGACGAACUAAAAAUCUUUAUCAACUUUUUCAUAGCUGCCAUACCGGGUGUCGCAAAUAAAAUUGGACACUGUUUGAUUUCUCAUAGUUAAUAGAGGAGAUGGUUUGGAAACUCGUUAGCAUUACAAUAAAAUCACAAUAAACCUCAUUAUCUAUAUGUUGUUCAGGUUUAUGCAAAAAUGUAGUCUUUCAUCGUCACGUGCGUAUUGUAUUUUUCUCAAGUCAACCAAUAGGAAUGUUCAAAAUGUCCUAUUGUUAAAGUCAUGGAUGGGCAAUUGGACAAAACCGUCGCUAUUGGCUGUUUGAGCAAAAAUACAAUACGCACGUGACGAUGAAAGACCACAUUUUUGCACAAACCUGAACAAAAACAUAGAUAGUGAGGUUUCCAAACCAUCUUCUCCAUUAACUAUGAUUUCAUAUAACGUAAAAGCUAUGAAAGCUAUCGCAAUGAUGCAGUAUUGAGCGAGAUACAACCAAAAUAAAAAGAUUCAUUAUUUAACAAGUAUAACUACUAACGUCGGUAAUUAUAAGGUUGCUUUAUGCUAAUUUUUGGCAUUUUCAAAAACAGUAGUUGAACGUUCAAACAUCAAUAGCGCAGUCGAUAUUGCAUGUAAAUUCAAGUGUUUUAUAUCAAAAUGUAAGUGAGUCCUUUAUUUAUUUAAUUUACCCAAAAACAGGAAGGGCGCACCCACAGAGCCGAAGCUCCAAUAACGGGUUCCCCGCGUGAGUUGUAAAAUACAUAGAAAUAUUGUAUACAAAGAGUUAAACACUAAAUAGUGCAUCACAACAAAAAAUAACAAAAAGUCAUCACAUAAUAUAAAGAAAGGGCACUAGCAGCACAAAGUGUCACUGAGUGAAUCUAAAGGACGGGCUUUGUGACAUUUGACACAAACAGUCUUGUAUGUGUGCGGCAAUUCUGGGUUAUAAACAUUAGAAGUUAAUAAAAAAUAGUAAUUAAAUAGAC